Messenger RNA from Mixia osmundae IAM 14324, 387 nucleotides. RefSeq lists its product as uncharacterized. NCBI's taxonomy places the organism in Eukaryota, Fungi, Basidiomycota, Mixiomycetes, Mixiales, Mixiaceae. The record is from RefSeq and is a predicted model, not a curated record. The transcript is spliced from 2 exons. The coding region runs from base 1 to 387 and encodes 128 amino acids.
AUGAGAUACUCUGUGCUGCUCUUGACCCUGCUCGCCAGCUUGACCGCAGCACAGCAAAAGCCAGUCACGGUGCCUGAGCCUGGCGAACGCGUCUCACUCGAUAUACCUCCGCCCGCCCCUGCUCCAGCUCCAGCAGGACCACCUAUCCUCGCUCAACAAGCUCCACCAGUACCUGUCUUGCAAGCACCGGCACCUCCGCCUGCCGCUGAUUUGCCCCAAGUCGCAACUUUAUUGCCGUCAAAGCCAAUUGCGCUCCUGCGGGCUGCUCCCUUGCCACCAAUCAAAUCGCGUCCUCCUGCAGGUCGACCUGCUAUUCAAGGCGCGAUCAGACCGCAAGGAGUCAGCCGCCCGCCACCGCAACGUGCCGCCAGACAAGCACGUAUAUAG